Messenger RNA from Cebus imitator (Panamanian white-faced capuchin), 6212 nucleotides. It is a transcript of the gene BRWD3, whose product is annotated as bromodomain and WD repeat domain containing 3. Lineage: Eukaryota; Metazoa; Chordata; Mammalia; Primates; Cebidae. Gene Ontology annotation, molecular function: protein binding. The coding region runs from base 298 to 5451 and encodes 1717 amino acids. Gene Ontology annotation, biological process: regulation of cell shape; cytoskeleton organization; regulation of transcription by RNA polymerase II. The record is from RefSeq and is a predicted model, not a curated record. Gene Ontology annotation, cellular component: nucleus. The transcript is spliced from 38 exons.
UCUCUCUUUUUCUCUCUCUGUCUCUCACACUCACUCACUCUGUCUCUGUCUCUCUCUCUCACUCUUCCCCCCCCCCACACUCCUCUCCUUCCUCCUCCGGUCCUCAGCUCUUGGGCUAGAAUAUCUAUGGGUCGAAACGUGAUGCGAUGAAUUCGAGAGAGAGCGAAACUAGGACGAGGAGUGCGGCGGAAGCGGCGGGACUCCCGGGCAUGGGGGCUUCACCACAAUAGAGGCAGCGCCCCCACCCGCCCCCGCCAGCCCCUCCAGAGCGAAGCCCCAAACCCCCUCGGGAAAAGGAUGGCGGCGGCACCUACCCAGAUCGAAGCCGAGCUGUAUUACCUGAUCGCUAGGUUCUUGCAGUCUGGACCCUGCAACAAAUCCGCUCAGGUGCUAGUGCAGGAGCUCGAGGAGCAUCAGCUGAUUCCGCGCCGCUUAGAUUGGGAGGGGAAAGAGCACCGAAGAAGCUUUGAGGAUCUGGUGGCAGCCAAUGCACACAUUCCUCCAGACUACCUCCUUAAAAUUUGUGAGAGGAUUGGUCCUUUACUAGAUAAAGAGAUCCCUCAGAGUGUUCCUGGGGUACAGACAUUAUUAGGUGUCGGUCGGCAGUCUCUGCUACGGGAUGCCAAAGACUGUAAGAGUACACUAUGGAAUGGGUCUGCUUUUGCGGCUCUACAUAGAGGCAGACCUCCAGAACUACCUGUAAAUUAUGUGAAACCUCCAAAUGUGGUGAAUAUCACCUCUGCCAGGCAAUUAACCGGAUGUAGUCGCUUCGGUCAUAUUUUCCCUUCUUCUGCUUACCAGCACAUUAAGAUGCAUAAGAGAAUUCUGGGGCACUUGUCAUCUGUCUAUUGUGUAGCAUUUGACCGAAGUGGGAGAAGAAUUUUUACAGGUUCAGAUGACUGUUUAGUAAAAAUUUGGGCUACAGAUGAUGGACGCCUUCUUGCUACGCUUCGUGGACACUCUGCUGAAAUUUCUGAUAUGGCUGUUAACUAUGAAAACACUCUUAUUGCCGCAGGCAGCUGUGAUAAGGUGGUAAGAGUAUGGUGUCUUCGAACUUGUGCACCGGUUGCAGUCCUUCAGGGACAUUCAGCCUCUAUUACUUCCAUACAGUUUUGUCCAUCAACUAAAGGCACAAACAGAUACCUCACUUCUACUGGUGCUGAUGGAACAAUCUGUUUCUGGCAAUGGCAUGUAAAAACAAUGAAAUUUAGAGAUCGCCCGGUGAAAUUUACUGAGAGAUCCAGACCUGGAGUCCAGAUAUCUUGUUCAUCUUUCAGUUCUGGUGGUAUGUUCAUUACAACUGGUAGUACUGAUCAUGUGAUUAGAAUAUAUUAUUUGGGUUCUGAGGUCCCCGAGAAAAUUGCUGAAUUAGAGUCACAUACGGAUAAAGUUGUUGCUGUUCAGUUCUGUAACAAUGGAGACAGUUUAAGAUUUGUUAGUGGAAGUCGAGAUGGAACAGCAAGAAUUUGGCAGUAUCAGCAACAAGAAUGGAAGAGUAUAGUGCUAGACAUGGCUACUAAAAUGACUGGCAAUAAUUUGCCAUCUGGAGAAGACAAGAUCACUAAACUUAAGGUGACUAUGGUGGCCUGGGAUCGUUAUGAUACCACAGUUAUUACUGCAGUGAACAAUUUUCUUUUGAAAGUGUGGAAUUCUAUCACAGGACAGCUUCUUCAUACAUUAUCUGGACAUGAUGAUGAAGUAUUCGUUCUGGAAGCACAUCCAUUUGAUCAAAGGAUCAUACUUUCAGCAGGUCAUGAUGGGAACAUUUUUAUUUGGGACCUUGACCGGGGAACCAAAAUUCGGAAUUACUUUAACAUGAUUGAAGGCCAAGGCCAUGGUGCGGUGUUUGAUUGUAAGUUUUCACCAGAUGGAAACCAUUUUGCCUGCACAGAUUCUCAUGGACAUUUGCUGCUUUUUGGUUUUGGAUGCAGUAAAUACUAUGAAAAGAUUCCAGAUCAGAUGUUCUUCCACACGGACUAUCGUCCUCUUAUUCGUGAUGCCAAUAACUAUGUAUUGGAUGAACAAACCCAACAAGCCCCUCACCUCAUGCCUCCUCCAUUUUUGGUGGAUGUUGAUGGAAAUCCUCAUCCUACAAAAUUCCAACGGCUGGUACCAGGGCGGGAAAAUUGUAAAGAUGAACAACUUAUACCACAGCUGGGAUAUGUGGCUAAUGGUGAUGGUGAGGUGGUAGAACAGGUAAUUGGGCAGCAAACCAAUGAGCAAGAUGAGAGCAUUCUUGAUGGAAUAAUCAGGGAGCUACAGAGAGAACAAGACCUGAGACUAAUUAAUGAAGGAGAUGUUCCACAUUUUCCAGUUAAUAGAGCAUACUCUGUUAAUGGUGCUCUGAGAAGUCCAAACAUGGACAUAUCGUCUUCCCCAAACAUCGCGCUUCGCAGACAUAGUAGUCAAAUUGAAGGUGUUAGACAAAUGCAUAACAAUGCUCCUCGGAGCCAGAUGGCCACUGAAAGAGAUCUCAUGGCAUGGAGCAGAAGAGUGGUGGUCAAUGAACUGAAUAAUGGGGUUAGUAGGGUACAAGAGGAAUGUCGAACUACAAAAGGUGACAUAGAAAUCUGUCUUUAUACAGUUGAAAAGAAGAAAAAGCCAUCUUAUACUACUCAAAGGGUAAGUAUAGUUUUACAGUACUUUGGGAUACAAUAUUUGCAAAUAUUUGCAGAUAAUAGGUUUUUUAGAGGCAGCAGUUAUGUAUCAGGAGACUAUUUUAAUAGGUGUCUGCAUAUAGGGAACCUACUUUUUGAGCCACAAAUUGAGAUGUAUGAUUAUGAAGAUGAAACUGUUGGCACAAGUGAUGCUUCGGUAGAGGAUCCCGUUGUUGAAUGGCAAAGUGAAAGUUCUUCCAGUGAUUCAUCAAGUGAAUAUUCUGAUUGGACAGCAGAUGCUGGAAUAAAUUUACAACCCCCAAAAAGACAAACCAGACAAACAACACGAAAAAUAUGCAGCAGCUCUGAUGAAGAAAAUUUGAAGUCCUUAGAAGAAAGACAAAAGAAACCUAAGCAGACUAGAAAGAAGAAAGGAGGGCUGGUUUCUAUGGCAGGUGAGCCUAAUGAAGAAUGGUUUGCCCCUCAGUGGAUCCUGGAUACUAUACCCCGACGUUCCCCAUUUGUCCCACAAAUGGGAGAUGAGCUUAUCUAUUUUAGGCAAGGACAUGAAGCUUAUGUUCGGGCUGUAAGGAAAUCAAAAAUAUACAGUGUUAAUUUACAAAAACAGCCAUGGAACAAAAUGGAUCUCAGGGAGCAAGAGUUUGUUAAGAUUGUAGGAAUCAAAUAUGAAGUUGGCCCACCCACACUAUGCUGCUUGAAGCUUGCAUUUCUGGACCCAAUUUCAGGCAAAAUGACUGGAGAAUCUUUUUCCAUUAAGUAUCAUGACAUGCCAGAUGUCAUUGACUUUCUUGUGCUACAUCAGUUUUAUAAUGAAGCCAAAGAAAGGAACUGGCAGAUUGGUGAUAGAUUCCGCAGUAUAAUAGAUGACGCCUGGUGGUUUGGGACUGUGGAAAGUCAGCAGCCUUUUCAACCAGAGUAUCCUGAUAGUUCUUUCCAGUGUUACAGUGUUCACUGGGACAAUAAUGAGAGAGAAAAGAUGAGCCCCUGGGAUAUGGAGCCAAUUCCAGAGGGAACUGCCUUUCCAGAUGAAGUUGGUGCUGGCGUUCCUGUCUCCCAGGAAGAAUUGACUGCUUUGCUAUACAAACCCCAGGAAGGAGAGUGGGGCGCUCAUUCCAGAGAUGAAGAAUGUGAACGGGUUAUUCAGGGCAUCAACCACCUUCUUUCCCUGGAUUUUGCCAGCCCUUUUGCUGUUCCAGUGGAUCUCAGUGCCUACCCCUUGUAUUGUACUGUAGUUGCUUAUCCAACUGACCUCAAUACCAUCAGGCGGAGACUUGAAAAUCGCUUUUACAGGAGAAUAUCAGCAUUAAUGUGGGAGGUACGCUACAUUGAGCAUAAUGCCAGGACUUUCAAUGAGCCAGACAGUCCUAUAGUUAAAGCAGCUAAAAUUGUAACUGAUGUCUUACUACGAUUUAUUGGGGAUCAGAGCUGUACUGAUAUACUGGAUACUUAUAAUAAAGUUAAAGCAGAAGAACGAAACAGUACUGAUGCAGAGGAGGAUACAGAAAUGGUUGAUUUAGAUUCAGAUGGUCCUGGUACUUCAUCUGGAAGAAGGGUCAAAUGCCGAGGCAGAAGACAGUCUUUAAAGUGUAAUCCUGAUGCUUGGAAAAAACAAUGCAAAGACCUGUUGAGCCUCAUUUAUGAACGUGAAGACUCAGAGCCAUUUCGACAGUCAGCCGAUCCUCUUUCUUACCCAGGUCAUCAGGAGCAAGAGGGAGAAUCCUCAGAGUCUGUUGUUCCAGAAAGACAAGAUUCAUUGCUUUCUGAGGAUUAUCAAGAUGUUAUAGAUACUCCUGUGGACUUCAGCACUGUGAAAGAAACCUUGGAAGCAGGAAACUAUGGUAGUCCUCUGGAAUUUUAUAAGGAUGUUCGCCAAAUAUUCAACAAGUCCAAAGCUUAUACCUCUAAUAAAAAGUCAAGGGUUUCAGAUGCUGCUGAAGGGCUUUCACUGUAUCUACUUGAUGAUGAGCCAGAUGGGCCAUUUUCUUCAUCGAGCUUCGGUGGAUAUAGCCGAAGUGGAAAUAGCCAUGACCCAGGGAAAGCCAAAUCAUUUCGGAAUAGAGUUUUGCCAGUUAAACAAGAUCGCUCCCUUGAUGGACCCCUUACAAAUGGUGAUGGCAGAGAGCCCCGGACAGGAAUCAAGAGAAAACUUCUUAGUGCAUCAGAAGAAGAUGAAAAUAUGGGAGGAGAAGAUAAAGAGAAAAAAGAAACAAAAGAGAAAUCUCAUUUAUCCACCUCAGAGAGCGGAGAGUUAGGAUCCAGUUUAAGUUCUGAAAGUACCUGCGGUUCUGACUCUGACUCUGAAUCAACUUCCAGAACAGAUCAAGAUUAUGUAGAUGGAGACCAUGAUUAUAGCAAAUUCAUACAAACCAGGCCUAAAAGAAAACUCAGAAAGCAACAUGGCAAUGGAAAAAGAAAUUGGAAGACCAGAGGCACAGGUGGAAGAGGCAGAUGGGGAAGAUGGGGUAGAUGGAGUAGAGGAGGCAGAGGAAGAGGAGGCAGGGGACGAGGGAGUCGAGGAAGAGGUGGAGGUGGCGCUAGGGGUCGGGGAAGAGGGAGAGGAGGAAGAGGUGCUUCUAGAGGAGCUACCAGAGCCAAAAGAGCACGUAUUGCAGAUGAUGAAUUUGAUACCAUGUUUUCAGGACGUUUCAGUAGACUGCCUCGAAUUAAAACAAGAAACCAAGGCAGGAGAACUGUUUUAUAUAAUGAUGAUUCUGAUAAUGACAAUUUUGUGUCCACUGAGGAUCCUCUGAAUCUUGGUACAUCCAGAUCAGGCAGAGUGCGUAAAAUGACAGAAAAAGCCAGGGUUAGCCAUCUCAUGGGAUGGAAUUAUUAACAGUUAAUAAAUUUAGAAUAACUUAAAAUUCAAUGGCCUUCUACUGCAGGGAAUUUACCAGGAAUUCUACAAAGCAAGUUGUGUGGGGACUUCUGCUUCCUUUCACAUUGGUGCUUUUCCAUUUAUGCCAGUAUACAUUUGUUUCAAGACUUUUGAUCUCCACACUUCAUUUGUUCAAAUAAGCCUUACUCAUUAGGCCUUAAAUUAAAAGAAAUUCUGCCCACACAUACACACACAAACACACACACACAAACACACACACACACACUCGAAACACAACACAGAAACACUACAGAUUUACUGCAUUAAAGGAGCAUUCAGCUUCUUAAGAGUAGCAUGACAUUUUUAUCUCAAUAGAAUAGCCCUCUUUUGCUUUUGUAUCACAGAAGUAUAGCACCUUCUUACAGAGUUUUAUAUAGUUUUUUUUUGCCAUUUUGAUUCCUAUACCCAGUAAUAAUAACUUUUGCACAAUACACCAAUCCUAAAGGCAGCUAUUAAAUGUUUACAGUUUCUAUAUUGUAAGAGCGAUCUGGAUUAUUUUACUCUUCCCAGGCCAAACUUUCAUGACUUGUAUUGAACUGAAGUAUAUAUUUAUACUACAGUUUUUUGGGGGGUGGGGGGAAUCUUGGUAUGCUUUUCAUUGAUUUGCAUAAUUCACAUUAAAGGUGAGAAAGGGUUGGUGCCUUGUAAAUAUGUAGCAGAUCUUCGUGGUGUGUUCUGAUGUGUGCAUUAACUUUAUUAAAAAAGAAUACUUGAGGUAU